Molecule: messenger RNA, 599 nt
Organism: Anolis sagrei ordinatus
Lineage: Eukaryota; Metazoa; Chordata; Lepidosauria; Squamata; Anolidae
Source: RefSeq, a predicted model, not a curated record
GGCCGCGUCGUCACUUCCGCCUGGCAGGGAGAAGAUUUCCCGGCGUGCCCCGCGCUGGCCCUUUUCGCCUCACGCGGCCCAAGAUGGCGGACACGCAGACGGAGAGGGCUUACCAGAAGCAGCCCACCAUCUUCCAGAACAAGAAGCGGGUGCUUCUGGGGGACACUGGCAAAGAGAAGCUCCCUCGCUAUUACAAGAACAUCGGCCUGGGCUUCAAGACCCCCAAGGAGGCCAUCGAAGGCACAUACAUUGACAAGAAAUGCCCUUUCACGGGCAACGUCUCGAUCCGAGGCCGCAUCCUGUCAGGUAAGAGGCUCCUGGGGGCAAAGAGGGAAUACGUUCUCUUUCACUCGGUGGCACUCCUGGCCUCCUUGUCCUGCCCUCCUCUGAAGCACUUGUGUUUCCCUUCUUUCUCCAGGGACGUCCAGAUCGGGGACAUUGUGACGGUGGGCGAGUGCCGCCCGCUCAGCAAGACGGUCCGCUUCAACGUUCUGAAGGUGACCAAAGCCGCCGGCACCAAGAAGCAGUUCCAGAAGUUCUGAAGAAGGAAGGCAGGCAGGAGCUUCCCUCAACUCCCAAAUAAAGUUUUUCUAAAGACC